Patella vulgata (common limpet) is the source of this 2365-nucleotide messenger RNA. RefSeq lists its product as uncharacterized. NCBI's taxonomy places the organism in Eukaryota, Metazoa, Mollusca, Gastropoda, Patellidae. The transcript has 2 exons. The record is from RefSeq and is a predicted model, not a curated record. The coding region runs from base 10 to 1557 and encodes 515 amino acids.
AUUGAGCAAAUGUUCUACCAGUUUAAUGUGGAAAAACAAGAUCGUGAUUUUCUCAGAUUUUUAUGGUGGAAUAAGGGAGAUGAUAAGCCUGCCGAUUUCAGAAUGACUGUGCAUUUAUUUGGUGCUACCUCGUCACCAGGUUGUGCGAACUUUGGGCUAAAGCAAGCUGCAAAUGAUUUUGAAAUGGAAUUUGGAUCAGAAGCUGCUAAUUUCGUGCGAAAUAAUUUCUAUGUUGAUGAUGGUUUGUUGUCAGUCAAAACUGACGAAGAAGCAAUUUCGCUGAUUGAAAAUACCAAAAAACUGUUAGCCAAGUGCGGAUUGAGACUUCAUAAAUUUUUGUCAAAUUCUAACACAGUGAUCGAAUCAGUUCCGGUUGUGGAUCGUGCAAAGGUUCUUCAGAAUCAUGACCUUUUCUUCGAAGAUUCACCUGUUGAGAGAUGUCUUGGUUUACAGUGGUGCAUUGAAUCCGACACUUUUCAGUUUCGUAUAUGUCUCAAAGAUCAGCCACUCACCAGACGUGGAAUUUUGUCAACUGUUUCCUCGAUCUAUGAUCCGUUAGGACUUAUUUCGCCAGUUAUUUUAGUUGGUAAACAAAUCUUGCAGGAACUCUGUAGAGCUCAUAACGAUUGGGACAGUGACAUUCCGGAUAUAUUGAGAUUCCAAUGGGAAAAAUGGAGAUCUAGCUUAUCUCAACUUGCAGACGUGAAAAUAGAACGUUGUUAUAAACCCAAAGACUUUGGUGAUAUUGUGGUAAAUGAAUUACAUCAUUUUUCAGACGCGUCAACGUUCGGUUACGGACAAUGUUCGUAUUUGAGAUUGAUUGACAAUAAUAGCAAUGUAUCUUGUUCAUUAGUAAUGAGUAAAUCUCGAGUGACACCUCUUAAACCAAUAACAAUUCCCCGUUUAGAAUUAGCUGCAGCUUUAGUGUCGGUAAGAGUUAGUUUGCAGUUAAGACGUGAAUUGAACUAUAGUAAUUUAACUGAAGUAUUUUGGUCAGAUAGUAAAGUAGUGUUAGGUUAUAUUAACAAUGAUGCAAGAAGAUUUCAAAUGUUCGUUGCGAAUCGUAUACAGCAGAUACGAGAGUCAAGUAAUCCUACUCAGUGGAGGUACAUUAAAUCGAAAGAUAAUUUAGCAGAUCUAGCAUCAAGGGGCGUUACUGCAGAAGAGCUCAAUGCGACUAAAUGGUUCAUCGGACCAGACUUUUUAUGGAAAUCACAAUUACCUAGUACAUCUGACAAUCCUGAAGAAAUGCAUGUAAAUAUAUCUUCUGAUGAUCCUGAACUUAAGAAGGUACAGAGUUUAGCUACAAAUGCAAAACCAUGUUUUGAACUUUCUCGUUUGAAUCACAUUUCAGACUGGUUUAAAGCCAAACGAGUGAUAGCCUUAUGUUUAAGAUUUAAAGCAAUAUUGCUCAGUAAAGAUAAAGAUAAUCAUGUGCGAACUGUCAAACUUUUAGUUGGUGAUAAGAAGCUUAAUGCGAAAGGGAAACGUGUCUAUCCGAGAAGUGUUCUUGAACGUCCUAUUCAGAAACUGAUAUUAAUUUUGGAACAUGAGUAAACCGGGAUUCCCCAUCGAGGAGCCACAGACUUUCAGUAGAACUAUCAAACUGUUAUGCUUAACCGUUUAGUUAUUUGGUUUACUUUUAUAUCUCUGCUUUUUCUUUGUUCGUAGAUUAAUUGAAAAUUAGUUCCUAAUUUUGGGGAGCCAUGUAACGGUAGUCGUGCGAUAGACGAAGUGUUCCGAUUGCUAACUUUGUCUACUGGCUGUUUGUCGGCUAAUUUCCUAUUAAAGGGAGAAUUAAUUGAUGUUGUUUGUUGUUUCUCUUUAAUUUUGCCUUUACGUCUUAAGCUUGUAUAAUAUCAUAGUUUAUAUAUUAUUAGUUUGAGUAUUAAAUAUGUAGAUAUUUAUUCAGGGAAUCAAAUUAUGAUUAUAGGCAUUUAGUUAAGUUUAUUAUGUUUACCUAAUAAGCUUCCCUCAAAAUACGUGGUCUUUCGUAGAUCAUCAUGGCAGCCAAAUGCAUGAAAUCGGGAAAGGGGUGAAGUCAAAAAGUUUUCACGUAAUGUUUAGUGAAAUCUUCAGAAUGUACAUGUAAUAUUCAGUGAAAGCUUCAGAAUAUAAUAUUCAGCAUGUAAUCAAGUAUUAUUCAGCAUCGUCAGUAAUGAGUAAUAUUCAGCCAUGGUGUCUUCAGUAUAAUAUGUAGCACGUUGAUUAUAAUCAGAAUUAAAAGAGGAAUUCAUCCGUAUUCGAAUUCUCUCAUUAGGCUAUGUAGGCCCAUGCGUAUGCGACCUGAUUUGUGUAAGCUGAUGUGUGAACUGUUUAUAUUUGUAGCUGUUAUUUAAUAUAUAAAGUUUAUUACAUUGAAGAA